AUGUCAUUCAGGGCCCUUCAAAACUGGCGGUCAUUGAUACGAACGGAUGGAAACUCCUUUACAUUGGGCGCAACUGUUGUGGCAUUGAACGAAGAGUUGACAAGUGCCCACCUACGGCGCCGCCUGAGCCCUCAGUCCCAGGCCGGUGUCUCUUGGUCUCAUCGGGACUUGAGUGUCGCUCCUGGACCUUCGCCCUCUCCUUCCUCUGCUGGCGCUCCUGCCGGGGGCUCGGUCGGCUAUGGUGGUGGUCUCUCUGUUGGCCUUAGCUACAUGGUCGGUCAUGGUACUGGACCAGCGGUCGGUCACGGUGGCGGCCUCUCGCCCGCCUCUGGCUCCUCAAUCAAUUUUGGAGACGCCCCUUCUUCCCCUUUGGGUGAUCACGGUGUUGGUACGGGGCGUUCCACUUAG
Messenger RNA from Cryptococcus wingfieldii CBS 7118, 408 nucleotides. RefSeq lists its product as hypothetical. The record is from RefSeq and is a predicted model, not a curated record. The transcript has 2 exons. Lineage: Eukaryota; Fungi; Basidiomycota; Tremellomycetes; Tremellales; Cryptococcaceae. The coding region runs from base 1 to 408 and encodes 135 amino acids.